This is a messenger RNA of Tripterygium wilfordii, 4054 nucleotides long. Its product is annotated as respiratory burst oxidase homolog protein A. NCBI's taxonomy places the organism in Eukaryota, Viridiplantae, Streptophyta, Magnoliopsida, Celastrales, Celastraceae. Gene Ontology annotation, molecular function: NAD(P)H oxidase H2O2-forming activity; calcium ion binding; peroxidase activity. The coding region runs from base 302 to 3136 and encodes 944 amino acids. The record is from RefSeq and is a predicted model, not a curated record. The transcript has 14 exons. Gene Ontology annotation, cellular component: plasma membrane.
CUGCUUUUCUCCGCCAAAGUAGCCUCGCCACCGCGUGGUCAUGUCUUUUUCUCAUAGAUUCCUCCCAAACGCGUCCUUGUACUCCUCCUCCUACCACUUCUUUUUAAAUUCCACUAAUUCUCUCUCUAACUGCGACACCUAUUCUCUCUCUCUCUCUCUCGCUAAAUAUUAAACAACCGUAACAGUAAUUACACCUAUAAGAGCCAAAUACGCCAAUACAUAUAAUCACUACACACAGACAUACAUAUACAUUUUUUUAUCUCUAUCUCUAUCUAUAUAUUUUUUCGAUCGAUUGCAUAAAAUGAGAGGUUUGCCAAAGCACGAGCGCCGAUGGGCCUCCGACACGGUCCCUGAAAAGUCCGUCGUGAGCACAGGGACCUCGCCAGGUACGGAAUCGACAUCCGCCGAGGAGUUCGUAGAAGUGACGCUUGAUCUUCAAGCAGAUGAUACGAUCGUGCUCCGAAGUGUAGAGCCGGUGGAACCGUCGGCAGUGUUCAGCAUCGAAGAUGGCGCCUCCGCUGGUACGGCGACUCCGACGACUUCAGCUUCUCGAUCGCCUUCAAGUAUCAGGCGGAGCUCGUCGAAUAAAUUCCGGCAGUUCUCGCAGGAACUGAAAGCAGAGGCGGUGGCAAAAGCGAGGCAGUUUUCGCAGGAGUUAAAAGCAGAGCUAAGGCGGUUCUCGUGGAGCCACGGACACGCAUCGCGCGUGCUUUCUGCUUCAACCUCUUUGAAUGGCGGUGGUGUGGAGUCGGCUCUUGCUGCUCGAGCUCUGAGGAGGCAGCGAGCGCAGCUUGAUCGGACUCGAUCUGGUGCGCAUAAAGCGCUGCGUGGAUUGAGAUUCAUAAGCAACAGUAAAACCAACGGUGUCGAUGCAUGGAACGGAGUCCAGGCCAAUUUCGAGAAGCUCGCCAAAGACGGCUUCCUCUAUCGCGUAGAUUUCGCACAAUGCAUAGGGAUGAAGGACUCCAAGGAAUUUGCACUCGAACUGUUCGACGCAUUAGGUAGGAGAAGGAGAUUGAAGGUUGAAAAAAUUAGCAGAGAUGAGCUUUACGAGUUCUGGUCACAAAUUACAGAUCAAAGCUUCGAUUCUCGCCUUCAGAUCUUCUUCGACAUGGUAGACAAGAAUGAAGACGGUAGAAUGACCGAAGUGGAAGUAAAAGAGAUCAUUAUGCUCAGUGCUUCUGCUAACAAGUUAUCGAGAUUAAAGGAACAGGCAGAGGAAUAUGCAGCUUUGAUCAUGGAAGAGUUAGAUCCUGAAAGACUUGGCUACAUUGAGCUAUGGCAACUGGAGACCCUGCUUCUACAGAGGGACACUUACCUAAGUUACAGUCAAGCACUAAGCUACACAAGCCAAGCCUUGAGCCAAAACCUACAAGGGCUAAGAAGAAGAGGCCCAAUAAGAAGAAUGGGCCGGGAAUUGCUCUACUAUUUGCAAGAGAAUUGGAGGAGAAUUUGGGUUUUGACAUUAUGGGUUGCGAUUAUGAUUGGCCUUUUCACAUGGAAGUUCUUUCAGUACAAGCAGAAAAGUGCGUUCAAGGUCAUGGGUUAUUGUCUCUUGACGGCUAAGGGGGCUGCCGAGACCUUGAAGUUCAACAUGGCCCUUGUUCUCUUGCCCGUCUGUAGAAACACUAUCACUUGGUUAAGGUCCACCAAAUUGGGGUACAUGGUGCCUUUUGACGACAAUAUCAAUUUCCACAAGACUAUUGCAGCAGCAAUUGUAAUUGGUGUCAUUCUCCAUGCGGGUAAUCACCUUGCAUGUGAUUUCCCCAGGCUAGUGAAUACAUCACAAUACGACAAGUACCUGAGCCAUGACUUCGGAUCGCACCAACCAAAAUACAUAGACCUGGUUAAAGGGCCAGAAGGUGUGACCGGAAUUUUGAUGGUGAUCUGCAUGGCUAUUGCUUUUACACUUGCUACACGAUGGUUCAGGCGUAGCCUCAUCAAGUUGCCUAGACCUUUUGAUAGGUUGACCGGCUUCAAUGCCUUUUGGUACUCACACCACCUUUUUGUGAUUGUUUACAUCCUGCUAAUCAUCCAUGGGACAUUCCUCUAUCUCGUGCACAGAUGGUACACAAAAACGACAUGGAUGUAUCUUGCUGUUCCGGUUUUGUUAUAUGCUGGAGAAAGGGCUUUAAGAUUCUUUCGCUCUGGCUUUUAUACUGUUCGGCUUCUGAAGGUUGCAAUCUAUCCUGGAAAUGUUCUGACCUUGCAAAUGUCUAAGCCUAACCAGUUCCGGUACAAAAGUGGACAAUAUAUGUUUGUCCAGUGCCCUGCUGUCUCUCCAUUUGAGUGGCAUCCAUUUUCCAUUACCUCUUCUCCAGGGGAUGACUACCUUAGUGUCCAUAUUAGACAGUUAGGAGAUUGGACGCAAGAACUUAAAAGGGUAUUCUCAGAGGCAUGUGAGCGGCCUGUAGCUGGGAAGAGUGGGCUUCUCAGGGCAGAUGAAACCACCAAGACAAGUUUGCCAAAGCUCUUGAUAGACGGGCCAUAUGGUGCCCCAGCACAAGACUAUCGGAAAUAUGAUGUCCUGUUACUUGUUGGUCUUGGAAUUGGAGCAACGCCUUUCAUCAGCAUUUUAAAAGAUCUGCUCAACAACAUUGUCAGAAUGGAGGAGCAGGCAGAUUCUGCUUCGGAUUUCAGUAGGACAUCGGACUUAAGUACUGUCGGUAAUGAUUCUACAACACCAAAUAGAGUGUCACCGAGACGCAAAAAACCUCUUAGGACAACCAAUGCAUAUUUCUACUGGGUUACAAGGGAGCAAGGCUCAUUUGAUUGGUUCAAAGGGGUCUUGAAUGAAGUAGCAGACCUUGAUCAAAGGCGUGUGAUUGAGAUGCACAACUACUUGACUAGUGUUUAUGAGGAAGGUGAUGCAAGAUCAACUCUCAUCACCAUGGUCCAAGCACUAAAUCAUGCCAAGAACGGGGUCGACAUUGUCUCUGGCACCAGGGUGCGGACCCAUUUUGCGAGGCCUAACUGGAAGAAAGUUUUCUCUAAACUGUGUUCCAAGCACUGUAAUGCUACAAUAGGAGUGUUUUACUGCGGGGCACCAGUUUUAGCCAAAGAACUCAGCAAACUCUGCUAUGAGUUCAAUCAAAAAGGUGGUACGAAGUUCGAUUUUCACAAGGAGCAUUUCUAAAGGAUUGAUGGGUUCGUAUAUAACAACUCCUUACAUUCCCAACAAUCUUGGAACUGCAUAUAUAACACUUCACAAGAAAAAUACGAUUUUUCCAAAUGAGUGGAUCAAACCAUGAAGAGGUGAAGCCCUGUACAGCAUAGAAACGUAGAUGCAUACAAAUAUUACUGUGUACCAGUACAAACAGUAAGUUAUCCUGGAUGCUGAGUUUCCUAAGAAUUAUAAUGAUAAAUAAAACUGCACCUGCCAAGAAAUGUGCACAAGGUUCCAAGAGAGGUAGCAUGAGGAGGAAAAGUGACAUUGCAAGGAGCGAAAGUGCGGUACAGCUGCAAUGGAGAGGCCUAACUAAUUGUCAAAGAUAUGGUAUUGUUGGCAUGAUUGGUAGAGACAUUCCAUGGUGGGAUAGAAGAAGACAGUCUUAAAAAGAGAGAAUAGAAGUUGAGGUAGGUUUUGUGGACUCUGAAGGUGGACGAUUGGGAUGGUUUUUUCUCUUCAACUUAUUAUUAAUUCCUUUUGAAGUGGGCUAGGAGAAUCCUUCUAGAAUGUCAAUGAUAUUCAUACUUUAGAACGAGGAAAAAAUAUGUAAAUAAUAUGCCGUUUUUAUACUAUCAUAGGGAGAUAGGGAGUAUUAAUAUAUUUGGCUAUUGGAAAGAAAAGAGGGCCAUGCAUUGUAUAAUCAACCGAUUUUCAGAUGCCUGGAGCAGUGUUGUAGGAUCGAAAGGUGCCUGGAUCAAUUAGUUCCUUCAAUUACUUCUUCAUUAAGUAUCAUAGAAGUCCUGUACUUACCCAAAAGGGUCAAUUGAGUGCUUGUGCCUGUUUUUUGGGCCAAAAAAGCCAUGUACUUUAAACAAUGGACCUCGUUAACCCUUCUGUCUAUUUUCCAUAAAAAAUUGUUGACAUGGACCGUAAUAUAUUACAUGC